AUGGCAGACAGUGGCAAGUUGCUCGAGGCUCCUGCCCAUGCGCGGGUGGCGUCCAUCUCGACGCCUGCGCAAGCCAAGCCGAAGAAGGUGGUGCAUUACCCUUUUUGGUUUGGAGGUUCGGCCUCGUGCUUUGCCGCUUGUGUGACGCACCCUUUAGAUCUUGUCAAGGUUCGAUUACAAACGCGCACACCCGAUGCUCCGAAGAGCAUGAUUGGAACAUUUGGACAUAUCGUUAGACAUAAUGGGGUUACCGGACUUUACGGUGGUCUUUCGGCCGCCAUGUUACGCCAAAUAACAUAUUCUACAACCCGAUUCGGUAUAUACGAAGAGAUGAAGAGCCGCCUUUCAAAGCCCGACUCGUCCGGCUCUUCCUCACCCGGACUCCUGACCCUCAUCGGCAUGGCCUGUACCUCGGGCUUCAUCGGCGGAAUUGCGGGCAACCCAGCCGACGUGCUCAACGUGCGCAUGCAAUCCGACGCUGCGCUGCCAAUUGAAAAGCGCCGCAACUACAAACACGCUUUCGACGGUCUGAUUCAGAUGACCCGACAAGAAGGAUUUGGCUCGCUCUUCCGCGGCGUUUGGCCGAACUCAACCCGCGCAGUGCUCAUGACUGCGUCGCAAUUGGCAUCUUAUGAUUCCUUCAAGCGUGUCUGCAUCGAGAAAUUUAGCAUGGGCGAUAAUCUGGGCACCCACUUCUCCGCAUCCUUCAUGGCUGGCUUUGUCGCAACCACCGUCUGCAGCCCUGUUGAUGUUAUCAAGACUCGGAUCAUGACCGCAUGCCCGAUUGAGACCCGCGGCCACACCACAAUUGGGUUGCUGCGCGAUAUCUGCCGCAAGGAAGGUUUCGCCUGGACUUUCCGUGGGUGGGUUCCCAGUUUCAUCCGACUGGGUCCUCAUACCAUUGCCACUUUCCUUUUCCUGGAAGAGCACAAGAAGCUGUACCGGAAAUUGAAAGGUAUCUAA
Molecule: messenger RNA, 963 nt
Organism: Penicillium waksmanii
Lineage: Eukaryota; Fungi; Ascomycota; Eurotiomycetes; Eurotiales; Aspergillaceae
Exons: 4
Coding region: 1-963 (320 amino acids)
Biological process (GO): malate transmembrane transport; phosphate ion transmembrane transport; thiosulfate transport
Cellular component (GO): mitochondrial membrane
Molecular function (GO): oxaloacetate transmembrane transporter activity; sulfate transmembrane transporter activity; antiporter activity
Source: RefSeq, a predicted model, not a curated record